UGGUGGUGGGGGGGGGUGACCCCCUGGUCGGUAUAAUCCGAAGCAGCAGGGAGACCCUGGGCUCAGAUCGGUUCGGCUGCAGCGGAACUCGCCCCCAGGCGCCAUGAGCACCAGCGAGGCGAAGGACUACCUGGCCAGGAAAGACAUCCCCCAGCUGUUCGAGAGCAUGCUCACGGGGCUCAUGUUCCACCGGCCCGACGACCCCCUGGGCUUCCUGGAGGGCUGCGUGCGCCGCGUGCGCGACCUGGGGGGCCCCUCGCGCGUGCGCUGGGACACCUUCCUGGCCGCGGCCUCCGAGCGCCGAGCGCUGCCCCCCAUCAACGGCUCCCAGGCCAAGAAGGGGGUCUGCCGGCCGGCGGCAGCUGACGGGGGUCUGUCCGGUCUCCCCGGGCUCCCCGGGGGCGCCGGAGGAGUUGGGGUCUCGGGGGCAUCCGGGGUGGGGUCCGGGGUGGGGUCAGGGGGGGUCCCGCACCGCCGGUACGAGCGGCUGCCCCCGAUCCGGGCGCAGUUCUCCAUCGACAGCGACUCGGACCUCACGGAGACGUCGGGCCUCAUCCACGAAUACGACGUGUUCGACCCGAGCGCGGCGCGGCCCAAGAUCAUCUUCCUCAUCGGCGGGCCGGGCAGCGGCAAGGGCACGCAGAGCGCGCGCCUGGCCGAGCACUUUGGGCUGCUGUGGCUCUCCGUGGGCGAGAUCCUGCGGCAGAAGCUGCUGGAGCACGCGUCCAGCGACCGCAAGUGGGGCCUCAUCGCGCAGAUCAUCUCCAACGGAGAGCUCGCCCCACAGGACACGACCAUUGAGGAGCUCAAGCACCAGUUCUUGCAGCAGGCGGAGCGGCGUGGCUUCGUGGUGGACGGCUUCCCCCGCGACAUCGGCCAGGCGCUCGUGUUCGAGGAGCAGCUGGGCUCCCCGGACCUCGUGGUGCUGCUGCGCUGCUCCUCGGCGAGGAUGCGCGAGCGCCUCGAGCAGCGAGCGGCGCGGCACGGGCGGCCCGACGACAACGCGCGCGCCAUCGAGCGGCGCGUGCACACGCACCGGCACAACAUCGCGCCGCUCGCCAAGUACUACCGCGACAAGGGGCUCCUCGCCACGUUCGACGCGAACCGGGACGAGGGGGAGGUGUUCGCUGAUCUGGCCCAGGUCCUCGAGGAGAGGCUCUUCCCGCAGUGUCUGUCCUCGGCUGGUUUCGUGGAUCUGGACCUGAGUUUGAUUGGGGAGGCGGGAGACGCGGAGACCCAGAACCCAGACUCAGAGCGAUCAGACAUCACAGCAGCAGCAGAGAGGGACGACAGAGAAGGAGCCAUGGCAGUCCCGACCGAGCAGGCCGCGGCGGCCACCACCAGGGGGUCCACUCGCGACGGUCCCGACGAAGAUGAUCCCGCAAGUCCCGGCGUCUACCAGGACCUCGUCGAGCUGGCGCACGAGAAGGAGGAGGCCUCCGCCGCUGCCAGAGCGAGGCGUGGGGGGGACCCCGCGGCACGGGAAGACGCGGUCGCGGCCGACCGAGCCUCGGGCCCUCCCAGUCUCCAGCCGGACGAUGGCGACGACGACGUCGACGACGACGGCGAAGAUCUGUCGUUUGACGACCCGCCUUCACCCGAGAUGCCCCUGGGGGACGGGGACGGGCAGGAAGAGUCCCCCAUCGAGGCGGUGCACGUCUUCCCGCUGGUCGGGAACGAGGACGCGGCAGAGAAACUCAAAAACACCAAGAUCGUGUUCGUGGUCGGUGGCCCGGGCUCGGGGAAGGGCACGCAGUGCGAGAAGAUCGUGGCUAAGUACGGCUACACGCACCUGUCCACGGGCGACCUGCUGCGCGCGGAGGUCAUGUCGGGGUCGGAGCGCGGGAAGCACCUGAGCGACAUCAUGCAGCGCGGGGAGCUCGUGCCGCUGGACACGGUGCUGGACAUGCUGCGCGACGCUAUGAUCGCUAACGCCGACAAAUCCAAGGGUUUCCUGAUCGACGGGUACCCGCGCGAGGUCAAGCAGGGUGAAGAGUUUGAGAAGAAGAUCGCGCAGCCGGCGCUGCUGCUGUACGUGGAUGCGGGCAGCGAGACGAUGGUGAAGCGCCUGCUGAAGCGCGGCGAGACGAGCGGCCGCGUCGACGACAACGAGGAGACGAUCCGCAAGCGCCUGGGCACCUACUACUCGGCCACGGAGCCCGUGAUCGCCCUCUACGAGAAGCGCGGCAUCGUGCGCAAGAUCAACGCCGAGGGCUCGCCGGACGAGGUGUUUGCCCAGGUGUGCAAGGCGCUGGACUCCCUGAAGUAGCGGCGUCUCGACGAACUCGGAAGACGACCCAGAUCAUCGUCAUCACCUGCUCCACCCAACGAGAAUGAUCCCUAUUGCCACCGUCUUGCCGAGAGGCAUCAUCGUCAGCAUGAGCACUAUCUCAUCGUUUGUCAUCAUCGUCAUCGCCCCGUCACCUUCAUCGAAUCACCAUCAACCCUAUUGGCAUCAGCAUUGUCUUAAUCACCAUCAUCAUCUUCACCACCGCAACCACCAUCAUCAACACGAUCACGUAUGGCUUCCAUCAUAAUCGUCAUCUCCACCACCACCAUCAUCGUCAUCAUCACCGUCAUCGUCCGUACAAGAUCAGCAUCGAUUAAAAACCGUCCAUCUUAUGGUCUCAGCGUCUGCUGUUGCUCCGAGCGCGCGCCAGCGUCGCGGUGCCAACACGCCCGUCGGAAUCAUCUGGCGUCGCUUCCUUCCCCGUGUCCUCCCCAAACAGAUUCCGAGCGGCCUCCAGACGCGACCUCAGCCAAUUUUGCCGACAGUCUUAACUCUACCGCCUCCACUGCGUUUCGGAGUUUCUGUAAUAAAGGAUAUUUAUUGUUCUAUACACAAA
This is a messenger RNA of Lethenteron reissneri (Far Eastern brook lamprey), 2846 nucleotides long. RefSeq names its product adenylate kinase 1 (gene AK1). Gene Ontology annotation, molecular function: AMP kinase activity; ATP binding; nucleoside diphosphate kinase activity. The record is from RefSeq and is a predicted model, not a curated record. Lineage: Eukaryota; Metazoa; Chordata; Hyperoartia; Petromyzontiformes; Petromyzontidae. Gene Ontology annotation, cellular component: cytoplasm. Gene Ontology annotation, biological process: ATP metabolic process; nucleoside triphosphate biosynthetic process.